AUGUUUUACCCACUGGAACUUCCAAGGCCCCGUCGACCACUUUACUGGAAUUACAAAGGCAAUAAUACUGGACUCAUCCAGACGCAGCAGGAUCCUAAAAAUGGUAGUCGAUUGGGAAAACUGUGGUGUCUUUUACUGCCUUAUCUCAAGGGGUAUGCUGCAGAAUCAUCCGUACACGGUAUACGAUAUUUGGCCGAUCCCAAGAUGAAGAAUUAUUAUGAAAUCAGGUUAAUCUGGCUGCUGAUUCUGGUGACCACCAGCAUUGGGGCCAUUGUGGUUUACGUGGACCUGAACGAGCUUUACCAGACGGUGCGCAUUCAGACCACCAUCAAGAACACCAUGCUCCCGAUUUUCCGUGUGCCAUUUCCGGCGAUUGGCGUCUGCCAGCGGAAUCGCGUCAAUUGGAUGCUACUGGAGAAUGGGGCAGCUGAGCACUUUCUAGGUGCCAACGUUUCUGCGGCCCAAAAGGAUGUCUUUAUUAAGUUCUUUACUGCUGCAGGAGAUCCACACUUGUCGCGCAUUAACGAAAUGUCCAACUUCUUUAGUAAUGCGUCUCUGGUUGCUGAUUUACACCUGCUAGAUGGCUUAGAUCUUCGCGAGGUCUAUAUGUACCUCCAGUUUAGAUGCCAAGAUCUGUUCUUCUCCUGUCGCUGGCGGGGAAAUCCAGUAAACUGCUGCGAGGUUUUCGAGCACCAGUUCACGGAGUCCGGCUUGUGCUUCGUUUUUAACACGGAAAUCAGUCCAUCAUCACGAAAAAGAGCGAAGGAGGACAAGUACUACCCCCUUCGCACUCCGCAGUAUGGCGAAGGUUCGGGUAUAGAUAUUUUCCUGAGGCUCAACAGAUCCCUGAUCCGUCCGGGAAAACGUGGUAUAAAUGUGAUGAUCAAGCAGCCGCAGCAGUGGAGCGAUGUGGUGCGGCAUGUGCCACAUGAAGCCCACACCAAGAUCAGCUUGGUGCCCCGGUUCACGGUCACGGAUGAACGCACCCGGUCCGUGACUCCGGAAGUCAGGAGAUGUAUCUUUGGUGAUGAGAUCGAUAAUCCGCAGUACAAGAACCUGCCGGGAUUUGAGUACUGGGUGGGAAACUGCCGCAGCAGAUGUCAUCAGGAACACGUAAUCGAUCUGUGCAAUUGCUCGCCCUCCAUUUUCUUUCCAGUCACUGAUAAAGACAACUUUACAGUUUGCAAAGCUUCUGACUUUAAGUGUCUCUACGACAAUAGACUUACCUUUAGUAUUGAACGCCAUCCUGAAGAGAACGAUUUUGUAAAUAAUCCUUUUAAGGAAAGCAUGAUCUGUGACUGUUUCACCAGCUGUACUCAGCUUAUUUUUGAGCGCAUUUAUAGCACCACAUCACUGGAUUAUAAUGAAACCAAUACCGAGACUGGUUCAAUGCGCUUAGAGAUUUUUUACCAGUCCGGCUGGAUUAUCCAGUAUCAGACCACCAUGAGAUUUACCUUUGUGGAAUUAUUGGCUAGUUUUGGUGGUAUAAUCGGUCUUUUCCUUGGCGCCUCUUUACUAAGUGCCAUUGAGUUGGCCUAUUAUUUUUCGAUUGGUCUUUAUUUGUACAUCAAUGGUAAAAGAAAGUUGAAAAAACCCGAACCCCGCAUCAUAACUGUACCAUUUGGUCAGAGAAAAAUAACACCAAUUAAAUACACACAUUAAGCCUUUAAAA
Drosophila rhopaloa is the source of this 1672-nucleotide messenger RNA. It is a transcript of the gene ppk21, whose product is annotated as pickpocket protein 19. The record is from RefSeq and is a predicted model, not a curated record. Gene Ontology annotation, biological process: sodium ion transmembrane transport. The transcript is spliced from 7 exons. Bases 1 to 1662 code for a protein of 553 amino acids. Lineage: Eukaryota; Metazoa; Arthropoda; Insecta; Diptera; Drosophilidae. Gene Ontology annotation, cellular component: membrane. Gene Ontology annotation, molecular function: ligand-gated sodium channel activity.